UAAAAGGAGGAUGUGGGAGUGGCAAUACGGAGCAAGAAGUAAAACUACUCCUCCUGGACCAGUGUGUUUGGUAUAAUUAUAAGAGAAGUUUCAUCCAUCCAGUACUGGAAGGGUGAUCAGAGAUGCCCUGUCUUUGGGGGUAAAUUAGGUCUCUGAGUGGCAGGGCAAUGCAUGAGAAAAGCAGGAGAGGAGAGGCCCGAGAUGAAGGGAAGCGUAUAAAUGAUAAAAUAGGAUUCAAAACAACACAAUGAAAGGUUAGGGCUGGGCGCAAGGCUGAGGAAGCGGGGAGGAGAAGAAUGAGAAUCCGAGUCGGCGAGGUUGGAGUCUCCUAGGACAGACAGGACCUUGGAUGGUCAAAAGUUGGCUGAGGAUGAGAGAGCCUGGAGCAGUGAGGGAUGGCAGUCAGGCAGCAGAAGAAAAAAGGGAGAAGCUUAUGGUGGCCAAUGUUAGUAGGUCUCUCAAGAUAUUGGGCCUAUUCCCUCUCCCAGCCAUCCUGAGUGGGCUGAAAUGUUCUGGACCAAUGCUAAUUCACAAAGCAGACCACCCCCAUCACCAUCUCUUGUCUGGCCUUCAGUGUCCCCUAACUGAUGACUUAGCACAGGUCAUAAAGGCAGCCCCUAUAAGGGGACUGAGGGUCAGGCUGGCUCAGAGCCGCAUCUACUCUGAGAUGGGGGAGAAUGGCAAAGAAUGGAAACCACAGAAGCUGACCAGCCAUUCAACUGCUUCUUCCAAGGUGAUGCCUGACAUUUGAUGGUCCCUUGGGGCUUCUGUAGACUCUCCCUCUUCCUCCUCAAACCUCCCUAGCCCUAGUACUUUCCCCAUGUCAUCCCUAACCUCAUCCCUAUCGCUACCCCGCUAUGGAAGCUCCUGCCCGUUGCUGCUUAUGUGUAUGAACUGCUUCGCAAAGUCACUUGGGCACGUGUUUAAAACUUUAAUUGACGACAAUUACAAUGAUUUCAGGAGCUGGCCGGUGGACUUUCUCUGGGAUGAGGUAAGCACCCAAAGCAAUGGCCACCCGGCACGGAGUAGAGCUGAGGCUGCUGAGGGUGUAUUGUUGAUGCAGGCUACUCCGCAAGGCAGCCGCUGUGGCUCCCAGAUCCAGCUGGCCAGUUAUGCGCUGGCACACUCGUUAGGCCGCUGGCUCGUCUAUCCCGGGUCCAUGUUCAUCACUACCAAAGCGCUGCUGCCGAUGCUGCUCGAGGGCCAAGCUCUCCUCCUGGACAGGUAUAAAGGACAGCGGGCUAAGCUGAAGGCUUGUGAUGGCAAAGAAAUUGACACCAUGUUUCUGGACCGACGCCAGCAGCCUGGCAGCUGGAACCUCGGCCUGCACCUAGUCAUCUGCUGCGAGGGCAACGCAGGCUUCUAUGAGAUGGGCUGUCUUACGGCGCCUCUGGAGGCUGGCUACUCGGUCCUGGGCUGGAACCACCCAGGUUUCGCUGGGAGCAGCAGCGAUGCCUCACCACAGAACGACGCCAAUGCCAUGGAUGUGGUAGUCAAAUACGCUUUGCACAGAUUGAACUUUCUACCUGAGCGCGUUGUGAUCUAUGGCUGGUCCAUUGGCACUUUCACGGCUACGUGGGCCACCAUGACUUACCCGCAGCUGGGUGCGCUGGUGCUAGACGCUCCCUUUGACGAUCUCAUGCCGCUGGCCCUGAAAGUGCUACCUACCUUUUGCAACGGAUUGGUAGAACGCACUGUGCGGGAGCAUUUCAACCUCAACGUGGCAGAGCAGCUUUGCUGUUAUCCAGGACCUGUGCUGCUCAUCCGCCGCAUGCUGGAUGAAGCGGUCAACACUGAGGCUCUCUCCUCGGAGAACAAUGACGAUCAGGCCCCCCGCGCUAUCGACUUGGAGGGCAACCGAGGCAACUACCUGCUACUGAAACUGUUAAAAUACCGGUACCCCAGAGCGAUGACGGAUGAGACUGUGGCGGCUGUGAAACACUGGCUGCAGGCAGCUAACCCAGAGCAAGAGGCUGCCGUGUGCCAGAAAUAUUGUGUGGAUGGCAAAUGGUGCUUGACUAUAUUGCAGAAGUAUAAGACUAAGAACAAUAAGUCCAGAAAGAAAUUAAGGUGGAAGAAUCAAAGCACCUCCCCAAAUCCCCACGGCCCAGACUUCCCCUGGAAGGUGGGUGAGGACCUGUCCCCUUUCCAACAGAAGAGACUUGCAAUAUUCCUGGCUCAGAAAUAUAUGAAGAACAUUGAGGCCACUCACUGCUGCCCACUGGGUCCUGAGGACUUCCAGUUGCCAUGGACAUUGUAGAGCUGGAUUGGGUCAAGGGAAAGGUGGAAGGGGAGAGGGAGCUGAAAGGGAGGCCAGAAGGAACUGAGCUUUCCUCCCCACCACAACUGGCCUGCUCUAGGCUCCAGACCUGUCCUGCCUCAUCCUGUCCCUCUUCUGGGUGCCAGUAAAACUGCCUCUCAAGGUGUGAGGCCCCAAAGAGGUUCUUUCUUUG
Messenger RNA from Phascolarctos cinereus (koala), 2453 nucleotides. NCBI's taxonomy places the organism in Eukaryota, Metazoa, Chordata, Mammalia, Diprotodontia, Phascolarctidae. The record is from RefSeq and is a predicted model, not a curated record.